Phyllostomus hastatus (greater spear-nosed bat) is the source of this 4135-nucleotide messenger RNA. It is a transcript of the gene CHERP, whose product is annotated as calcium homeostasis endoplasmic reticulum protein. The coding region runs from base 120 to 2924 and encodes 934 amino acids. The transcript has 17 exons. Gene Ontology annotation, molecular function: RNA binding. Gene Ontology annotation, cellular component: perinuclear region of cytoplasm. NCBI's taxonomy places the organism in Eukaryota, Metazoa, Chordata, Mammalia, Chiroptera, Phyllostomidae. The record is from RefSeq and is a predicted model, not a curated record. Gene Ontology annotation, biological process: RNA processing; intracellular calcium ion homeostasis.
GGAAGCAGCUCACGAGGCCCGCCGUAAACGGCUCCCUCGCGCCACUUCCGGCCGGCUUCUGCAGACGGCGCUGGUAGGGGAACGAGAGGCGCCGGAGGUCGUUCUUGGCGGCAGGAGCCAUGGAGAUGCCUCUGCCACCCGAUGACCAGGAGCUUCGAAAUGUCAUCGAUAAGCUGGCCCAGUUUGUUGCUCGCAACGGGCCCGAGUUUGAGAAGAUGACGAUGGAGAAGCAGAAGGACAACCCGAAAUUCUCGUUUCUGUUCGGAGGCGAGUUCUACAGUUACUACAAGUGCAAGCUGGCCCUCGAACAGCAGCAGCUCAUCUGCAAGCAGCAGGCCCCAGAGCUGGAGCCAGCCACAGCCCUGCCACCCCUCACGCAGCCCCCACUAGCCCCUGCUGCACCCAUCCCACCUGCCCAGGGAGCCCCGUCCAUGGAUGAGCUCAUCCAGCAGAGCCAGUGGAACCUGCAGCAGCAGGAGCAGCACCUGCUGGCCCUCAGACAGGAGCAGGUGACAGCGGCGGUGGCCCAUGCAGUGGAGCAGCAGAUGCAGAAGCUCCUGGAGGAGACCCAGUUGGACAUGAAUGAGUUUGAUAACCUGCUGCAGCCCAUCAUUGACACGUGCACCAAAGACGCCAUCUCGGCCGGGAAGAACUGGAUGUUCAGCAAUGCUAAGUCCCCUCCACACUGUGAGCUGAUGGCGGGCCACCUCCGGAACCGCAUCACAGCUGAUGGGGCGCACUUUGAGCUGCGGCUGCACCUCAUCUACCUGAUCAAUGAUGUGCUGCACCACUGGGCCCUGAUGCGCGGAAGGUCUCUCCCUCACAGCCAGCGCAAGCAGGCCAGGGAGCUGCUGGCCGCCCUGCAGAAGGUUGUGGUGCCCAUCUACUGCACCAGCUUCUUGGCCGUGGAGGAAGACAAGCAGCAAAAGAUUGCCCGGCUCCUGCAGCUGUGGGAGAAGAACGGCUACUUUGACGACUCCAUCAUCCAGCAGUUGCAGAGCCCAGCCCUGGGGCUCAGCCAGUACCAGGCCACGCUCAUCAACGAGUACUCCUCAGUCGUCCAGCCAGUGCAGCUGGCCUUCCAGCAGCAGAUACAGACCCUCAAGACGCAGCAUGAGGAGUUUGUCAACAGCUUGGCCCAGCAGCAGCAGCAGCAGCAGCAGCAGCAGCAACAGCAACAACAGCAGCAGAUCCAGAUGCCACAAAUGGAAGCCGAAGUCAAGGCCACGCCACCACCACCUGCCCCGCCGCCGGCCCCCACGCCUACCCCAGCCAUCCCACCAACUACCCAGCCCGAUGACAACAAGCCUCCCAUCCAAAUGCCCGGCUCCUCUGAUUACGACGCCUCGGGAGGGGUCCAAGACCCUGCAGCCACUGGCCCCCGGGGCCCUGGGCCCCACGACCAGAUCCCGCCCAACAAACCCCCCUGGUUUGACCAGCCUCACCCUGUUGCUCCUUGGGGUCAACAGCAGCCUCCUGAGCAGCCCCCCUACCCACACCACCAGGGCGGGCCACCCCACUGCCCGCCUUGGAACAACAGCCACGAGGGCAUGUGGGGUGAGCAGCGCGGGGACCCAGGCUGGAACGGCCAGCGUGACGCACCCUGGAACAGCCAGCCCGACCCCAACUGGAAUAGCCAGUUUGAGGGCCCCUGGAACAACCAGCACGAGCAGCCACCCUGGGGUAGCGGCCAGCGAGAGCCACCCUUCCGCAUGCAGCGGCCGCCACACUUCCGUGGGCCCUUCCCACCCCAUCAGCAGCACCCACAAUUCAACCAGCCGCCACACCCCCACAACUUCAACCGCUUCCCACCCCGCUUCAUGCAGGAUGACUUCCCCCCGAGGCACCCCUUCGAGCGGCCACCCUAUCCUCACCGCUUUGACUAUCCCCAGGGGGACUUCCCUGCUGAGAUGGGACCCCCUCACCACCACCCUGGCCACCGCAUGCCACAUCCUGGGAUCAAUGAGCACCCACCUUGGGGGGGCCCCCAGCACCCCGACUUUGGCCCUCCUCCCCAUGGCUUCAAUGGACAACCCCCCCACAUGAGGCGACAGGGCCCUCCCCACAUCAACCAUGAUGACCCCAGUCUGGUCCCCAACGUUCCCUACUUUGACCUCCCCGCCGGGCUGAUGGCCCCUCUUGUGAAGCUAGAAGAUCACGAGUACAAGCCUUUGGACCCUAAAGACAUUCGCCUUCCACCCCCCAUGCCACCGAGCGAGAGGCUGCUGGCGGCCGUGGAGGCCUUUUACAGUCCUCCUUCCCAUGACAGGCCCAGGAACAGCGAAGGCUGGGAGCAGAAUGGCCUCUAUGAGUUCUUCCGAGCAAAGAUGCGGGCCCGACGGCGGAAAGGCCAGGAGAAGAGGAACAGCGGACCCUCACGGUCUCGGAGCCGAUCCAAAAGCCGAGGGCGUUCCUCCUCUCGCUCCAACUCGAGGUCCUCCAAGUCAUCUGGCUCAUACUCGAGGUCGCGGUCACGCUCCUGCUCCCGUUCCCGCUCCUACUCCCGUUCCCGCUCCAGGAGCCGUAGCCGAUCCCGCUCCUCAAGAAGCCGCUCGAGGUCCCGCUCCCGCUCCCGGUCCAAGUCAUACUCCCCAGGGAGGAGACGUCGGUCGAGGUCAAGGAGCCCUACUCCGCCUUCUUCAGCUGGUCUGGGUUCUAAUUCAGCACCUCCUAUACCCGACUCCAGGCUUGGGGAAGAGAACAAAGGACAUCAGAUGCUGGUGAAAAUGGGCUGGAGUGGAUCUGGCGGCCUCGGCGUGAAAGAGCAAGGGAUCCAGGACCCCAUCAAGGGGGGGGACGUGCGGGAUAAGUGGGACCAGUACAAGGGUGUGGGCGUGGCCCUGGACGACCCCUACGAGAACUACCGCAGGAACAAGAGCUACUCCUUCAUCGCCCGCAUGAAAGCCAGGGACGAGUGCAAGUAGGAGUGGUGAGGAGCCACACCAGCCGCUGGCAGCUUAGCCAUUGGGACCUUCCUGGCUUAUUAGCUAUGGAAGAUGGUAGGGACAGCUCAAUUCUCACACAGCCUCCAUCUUUGGAGAGCGACAGAAGAGAAAGACAACCACAGCAUGCCUAGUGAUCAGUGCCGUGCUCAACCGCGUGGAGGCACAGGCCCCACCUGCCAACCAGCUCUAAUGUAGAAGUAAGAGUCACAUGAGAAGACACCCCGAACUCAUUCCCUGGACAGUGAAGCGAGAUACAUGAGCCCUUCUUCCCCGGACAAGAAUCCUUAACGCCUGAAGGAAUGGAUGUCUCACAUCUCUACCAUCAGAUGUGAGUCUCAACUCAGCAGGCACGUGUGGUGGCCGCCCUGGAUGAACACAGCAGCCCCCUAGACGAGGGGCAUGGUGGGCCAGCUCCACAGCUCGUACCUCCCAUGUGUCGUGACAAAGCUCAGGCCAGGCGCUAGUACUACUCUUAAAAAAUGGAAAAACAAAACCUUGAUUUGCAAAGUUAAACAGGGUUUUCAUUUUUACUCCAAAUGGUUUAGUUUUUAAAAAAGAAAUAUUGAUCUAAGAUGAUCCCCAGUGAAAUAAUUUGAAACUUGAUUCCUCCAAAACAUACUGGCCCUUAGUUUAGUUGAUUUUUUUUUUUUUUUGAAAGUUAGCCAUUUGCUGUUAUCUCCAGAAACAGAAGGAUCUAAGGAGACGGAUCUGAGGCAUCUUCAGGUGACAGAAUAACACCCAUGGGGGACCUGUGACCUUAGUGUCUGCUUGUGUUUUUCACUUAAAGGAACCCCAACACCAGCACUUCUGUGCGAUAGCCCACUCAGACCGACACACCUGCUCUGUCACUUCCUUUUCCUACCCACCCCUCCAACCCCAAGGAGGUGAGGCCUGGAGGGAGCCACGGGGUGCCUGCGCCGGGAUGGGCUGUAUGUGGCGUCUUAGGCAGCGGGGCGCAGUGCCGUUUAUUUGUACAGAAACAUUUUUGAAAAAUUCUUUUCAAUAAGAUGCAAAAUCCUCUCCAACUUUUCAACCUGAUGUGAUAAAAAUACUUGAUUUUGUUCUAGGUUUCCUGUAGCUGUGUAUUGUUUAAACGCAUCUGAUCCAGGAUAAAGCAUAAACACUUGCUGUUAACAAUUUCUUGUGGGUUUUACUGUUUUGCCUUCAAAUAAAGACUUUUUCAUAAAGAC